Molecule: messenger RNA, 5031 nt
Organism: Acipenser ruthenus (sterlet)
Lineage: Eukaryota; Metazoa; Chordata; Actinopteri; Acipenseriformes; Acipenseridae
Gene: ubald2
Product: UBA-like domain containing 2
Exons: 3
Coding region: 276-776 (166 amino acids)
Molecular function (GO): protein binding
Source: RefSeq, a predicted model, not a curated record
ACCGUGGACGGCCAAUAGGAUCGCCUGAAUCGAGUAUAGAGAACGUUGAUAUAUUUCCUGGCAGCCAAUCCGUGAGAUCGUUCGGCUGUGUUAUUGGUGGUGACGCAUGAAAAUAUUUUUGUUGGUGCUAGAGAACAGGACGGAGUGUAGGUAGCGCUAGAGUCUAGUCGAAAGGUUAUUUAUUUGUUUAUUUAUUGCAUUUUUUUUUGUUUGUUCCACACCGAAGACCAGUCGCAGCUGCGUCUUUGUUUUAUCACAGCAAUAAAAAAAUAGCCAUGUCGGUGAAUAUGGACGAGCUCCGGCACCAAGUGAUGAUAAACCAGUUCGUUUUGACUGCUGGCUGUGCGGCGGACCAAGCGAAACAGCUACUGCAAGCGGCUCACUGGCAGUUUGAGACGGCAUUAAGCACUUUCUUCCAGGAAGCCAAUGUUCCCAGUCACCACCAUCAAAUGAUGUGUACCCCACGCAACACCCCGGCUACCCCUCCCAACUUCCCAGACGCCAUAACCAUGUUCUCCAAGCUGCGUGCCUCGGAGAGCAUGCACAGCAACAACAGCCCGGUCCCAGGCUCCAUGGCCUGCUCCCCACCGGGAAACUUCAGCUCCUUCUGGGCUUCCUCGUCCCCCAGCCACCAGCCCGCCUGGCUGCCCCCCUCCUCCCCCACCAGCCACCACCUCCACUUGCAGCACCACCUCCACCAGCCCAUGUGGCCCCCAGUCUCCCAGCCCGGCAGCGCACAGCAGAAAAGUGUGACCGCCAUCCACGGCCAGAGAUGAGACUCACAAACUCCAAGAGCAGACUGGCCUGCUAUGGGGAGGGAGGGAUGGGCAGAGGGUGCAAUAACCCUUUUUCUUUUUUUUUUCUUUUUUUUUUUUAUAAUAAUAUUAAUAAUAGUUAACUGUCAAAUUUUUUGUGUGUGUAUGCAUAUUCAUGUGCAGUAUAAUGAUCAUCACUAAAACAGGGGAGAGAACCACUAAUCACAAUCGGAUACAAACAUUAUUUCUGAGAACUACUACUAUAUUGCGUGGACUUGAAAGCACUGGAAAAUGUGUUGGUGUAGCAGCAAGAGUGGCACCCCCUACUGGGCUGGCAUAGACACAGAUUUUUUAAAUUUUUCUGUGUUUUUGUUCCCCUCCCCAACAUGACAUCAACAAGAUACUCUUCAUUCAAAUUGAAAAGCGUCUUCACUGUUCAGGAGCACAUUAAUUACGUAGAGCAUGGAUGGUACUGCUUACUAGGUGAGAGGAACAGUCGGCACUUUUUACCUAAUCGUCUUUGCACAACUAUUCUUAACACCAGCCUCAAGAACAAGAUUUUUAACUCUAUAAACCUCUAUAGCACAGCCCAGGACAGAUGUUAUUGACAUGAUGAUAAUGCACUGCUUAUUUCUACAGCAAACCCUGAGCGUUUCUCGGUUCUAUUUAGAUUCUUUUUUUUUUAAUUGAUACCAGCAAUUUUAAAAAACUCAGUUCUUCAGUUUCUUUUUUUCUUUCCUUCCUUCCAUCAAACUGGUGUCUGACUCCUCCCUACACCACCAGAUAUGUUGGCUACAUCUCCAACUGAACUGUGCAUGGUCCCAAUAAUGAAAGAUAUAUCCAGAUAACCAUCAACAACUCCUGCCACUUCCAGACCUACCAUGUGACAGCAGGGUGAAUGGGAGAAGGCAAUUUUGCCUAAACCUCAGAAUACAACAAUCAUGUCCGACAUCCUAAGUUGCAGAAAACAUCAGGGUUUAUUUACACAAUGCAAAGACCACCCCAAUACUGCAUUGCCUUACCGCAGGGUUCCUCGGCUCCUCUGAGUCCCCUGUCCAUGCAGUGGGAGAGCGAAGCUACACAGCACACCUUUCCUGAAGCUAGGUAUUCACCGUGGUUAGAAACACACCACAGCCAGGCUGUGUUCUUCAGGGACUACCUUCUCACCUCUUUUAUAUUGAAUCUAUACUACACACGUGUCUAUAUAAGAAAUUAUGGAUUUUGAUUACUGAUUGCUUAGUUGGAUAAUUACCAGUUACCAACUGUUGUGCUUUAGCUGUAAUAUAUCAACGUUUUGAAAUUCCUGACAAAAGCCUGUACAUUCUCCACUCUCAAUACAUCAAAGAAAGAUGGACUGCCCAUGGAUGGUUGUAUACCAAGGUUGUCUAUAAGCUAGCUUUGUAUAACCAUGGCAGCUGAAUGAAAACGCAAGGUCAUCGCAUCUCGCAGUAAUAUUUUACAGAGAACACUACAACAGCGUAACCUCUCGUCUGCUGCUCCGCUCUGCCUUCAGUACAAUUACAUUUAGAAAGACUGUAAAAUAAUGGCAGCAAGUGUAUGAACAUCCAUCUUAAUUUUAUAGGAACAAAUCCGAGCGAAUUUCAUAAUGUUGUUAAUGAAUGCACAUGGGUUUAAAUGCAAUAACAAAUGAAUAAGAGGGAUUAGAAUGUAAAGUAAUGGGUAAUCCAUUGCAGUUCAUGUGGAUUUGCAGCCCUUACUCUGAUCUUGCAACUCACUUGCAUGGUCAAAGAGCUAGCUAGAGGCUCCGUUCAUUCACUCUCUCACACUCCCUGCUGACUGAAAGAGUUGUAGACAUAUGUGGAGCACCUUUAAACUAUAAGGAACAAGGUUGAGCGGACAAACAGUCCAACAAACUCCUUCAGCAGAACAGUUUGAUUUGAAACGGCUGCAGAUGAUGGAUUGACUUUGGGCACAACCUCCCCACUGGACUUCCCAACGCUACACUGCACCAAGGUGGGAUUCUGGGGAUUUCAGGAUUUCCUCGUUUGGAUUUGCAUGCUUUAGCCCCCCCUGGCUAUUUUAAGUUCUGCGAUUUAUGGAACACACCAUGCAAUUUGGGAUUAUUGAACUCGGCCCAUUAAAUACAGACAUCAUAGGAACCUUUUACUUUUGUACACAUCUCUUCAGUAAACAGAACUACUGUGUCAUAGAAACUAUGAAUUUUGACAGUAUUUUUUUUUUAAAGAUCUGUAAAGUGUUCUGGGAUUUAUUAUUAUUAUUAUUAUUGUUGUUUUCAUUUUUAUUUUUGGACACUGAUGUUUUUCCUCUUCUCUCCAUGAAGUUUUUCAAUGCAUCAAAAAAAGAAAUGAUGUUGGAACAGGGGUUUAUUGUGCUUUAAAAGUGUUUGUGGGUUAUGAACUCUUGUCUUGUUUUUACUAAGGGGUUUGAAUUGGAUGGUCAGUUUACAGCAUUGCCUGAACAUAAUGCACUGCCCAGCCAUAAGUAUAUGGGGUAUACUCUGCUAAGAAUCCAGGGCACACUGAGUGACUGACUGAUCGCACUUUCACCUGUCAUCCCAAAAAACAAGUCCUGCAAGGGUUUUCUUCAUGCCGCACAUUUCUCUAGUGUUUGUCUGGUGUUGGAACCGCUGCUUAGAAAGGGGGUGUUUAGCAUUCUAGUAACUUGUCUAGUAUGAUUUCCAGCAGGUAUUUGAGUGGGAUGAUUUAUUGGCUGAAAUUGAAUGGUAAUCCUGCAGAGAGAGAGGAAGAGAAAAAAUCCCUGAAAUCAUAUGUAUGCACAGGGCAUGUUGUCCAAACCUGCAUUCAGAAUGAUACUAUGUGAGCUUGAUCGGAGCUGUGUCAGCAACACGGUUUUAUUUGGGUCUAUGCUACAAAUUGCAUUUUGCAUUUUCAUUUGAAUUCUUUUUUUAUGUUUUUGAUUUUUAAUCUGCCAGCAGCGGUUUGGCUGAACAAACUGGUUAGUGAGUCUUUAGCUUUUGUGCUGUGUCACCAUAGUAGGCAGUUUACAUGUCAUGCAGCAGCUUGUGCAGCAAGUCUUAAUUGAAUGAAGCCCCUGUUGUGGUAGGUAGUACACCCUGCUGUAUAUUGCAAUAUAAAUCUCAGUUGUAUGGAACACUGGGAGCACAUCGAGGUACAUUUGAAAAGCACAGUGCUGUACACUCAUCACUGUUCAGGCGCUAGGACUUUUCAUAUUUGAUCUGUGGUAUGAUUUAUAAAGAUCAAAUCAGGAGGAGAAGGUACUUUUUUUAAUGCUGUGGAUGAAAUCACAUAGGAGUAAUAGUCCAGGAGUCAAUAGUUCCCUGGAUAUCCGCUAUCCAUGGUAACCUCUGCAUUGUAUAAUGUGCACCGGUCUCAUAACAAAGUGCCUGGAGUCUAGUGAAACUGUGCAGUCGGAGAGAAGGUGACCUGUACUGGCGCUCCAAGUCAGCCGACGCAGAACACAAAUGAAUCCUCUCUCUCUCUUUUUUAAGUUGGAGACUUACGGAAUUGUCUGUUUACAAUAACUCUGGUGUGACCUCCUGCAUUGUGGAUUUUCUGUUUAAAGGAUACUGUUAUUUUUCUACACAAACCCUGAUAUAGGAAGCUUUGCAGAUUGAUGGCAUAGGAGUUGAUUUCAGUGAUGUAAACAGAAGGGGAUCUUAAUACAUUUAAUUACAUACGAUGAUGUGUGAAGGGGGAGUCCUUCCCCAGCCCAAAACGCCAUUAACAGUACAGUGAAAAUAGUUCUGCAUUAGAGCAGGGUUACGUGGUAUUGAGAUUCGCUGCGGGUUACAUCAUUGAAAUAGACCCAUUUAUUGUUGCUUAGUUCUGUUGCCUAGUGACAGUGGAUUGCUCGUCUAUUCAGAAGGGCCCCUCUGUGACAAUAGAAAAGUGCACUUCAAUGUGUGCUGUAUUGGUAACAUACACCACAGUGCAGAAUGGCAUUCUGCCAUCCAAGGCAUUUCUCUCACUAAUGGGGGCUCCAAAUCGUUUAAAACAAACAACUUUAUAUCAGUCUAGUUGGAUCAUGUUUUAUAGACAGACUUUCAACUUUUGCCAUGGACCUCCGGACUAUAGAUAAUUUGUGCAUGCCCUAGUUUGUAGCCUGACAUUUAGGUGACUGUUCUGUUGUAUGAUAUAAACUGCAGGAAAAAAAAAAAAGUUUAAUCAAAAGCCAAAAUUUUCUUUUGUAUAUAUGUAAAAAAAAAAAAAAAAAAAAAAAAAAUGAAAAAAGUACCAUCUUUCCUGUUUUAUUUUCCCCGUUUGAAAUUUGUAUUUAUAUAUUUAAAAAAAAUAAAGUAUUAUUUGCUACCAUC